Molecule: messenger RNA, 1907 nt
Organism: Gordionus sp. m RMFG-2023
Lineage: Eukaryota; Metazoa; Nematomorpha; Gordioida; Chordodea; Parachordodidae
Product: H/ACA ribonucleoprotein complex subunit DKC1-like
Exons: 12
Coding region: 31-1629 (532 amino acids)
Biological process (GO): mRNA pseudouridine synthesis; snRNA pseudouridine synthesis; rRNA pseudouridine synthesis
Cellular component (GO): box H/ACA snoRNP complex
Molecular function (GO): pseudouridine synthase activity; RNA binding
Source: RefSeq, a predicted model, not a curated record
GAAAAGAUUUGAGAUUUCAAAAUCUAAAGUAUGAUAAAUUCAAUGAGUAAUAUUGGGGAUCUACAAAAAUCAGAAAACUUUAUUAUAAAACCAUCUGAAGCUAUAUCUAAACUUGAUACUUCUGAUUGGCCCUUAUUAUUAAAAAAUUUUGAUAAAUUAAAUAUUCGCACAAAUCAUUACACUCCAUUACCUUUUGGGUGUUCACCCCUCAAACGUGAUAUAGUAUCCCAUGUUAGAUCUGGUAUUAUAAAUUUGGACAAACCUGCUAAUCCUUCAUCACAUGAGGUAGUUGCAUGGUUAAAAAGAAUAUUGAGAGUUCAAAAAACUGGUCAUAGUGGCACAUUAGAUCCUAAAGUCACUGGAUGUCUUAUAGUUUGUAUUGACAGAGCUACCAGACUUGUUAAGUCCCAGCAAGGAGCUGGAAAAGAAUAUGUUGGUAUUGUUAAAUUGCACAACAAGGUUGAUGGAGGAAUUAAAAAAAUUAAACAAGCUCUUGAAACCCUGACUGGUGCAUUAUUUCAAAGACCUCCAUUGAUAUCUGCUGUCAAAAGACAACUUAGAAUUAGAACUAUCUAUGAAAGCAAGCUAAUUGAAUAUGAUGAAAGCACAAAUCAAAUCGUCUUUUGGGUAUCAUGCGAGGCUGGCACCUACAUUCGGACUCUUUGCGUGCAUCUUGGUCUCUUACUUGGCGUCGGCGGCCAGAUGAGCGAAUUGAGGCGGGUAAGAUCAGGCAUAAACCACGAAAACUCUCCCAGUCUCGUUACGGCCCAUGACUUACUAGACGCCCAAUGGCUUUACGAUAAUCAUCGGGACGAGACUUACCUCAGGAGAUGUAUCUUGCCACUUGAGAGCUUGCUAACUGGCCAUAAACGUAUCGUUAUGAAAGAUAGUGCCGUAAAUGCUAUAUGUUAUGGAGCCAAGAUAAUGUUACCCGGUGUAUUGCGAUACGAAGACAAUAUCGAAAUUAAUGAAGAAAUCGUCUGCAUAACUACCAAAGGAGAAGCGAUAUGUCUGGCAAUCGGCCUAAUGACUUCAGCUACUAUAGCGUCAUGCGACCAUGGAUGUGUGGCCAAGAUAAAGCGGGUUAUUAUGGAAAGAGAUACCUAUCCUAGAAAAUGGGGAUUGGGACCUAAGGCUUCCUUGAAAAAACUAAUGGUCAAAGAAGGUUUGUUAGAUGAUCGAGGCAGACCUAAUGAUGCCACUCCAGAAUCAUGGUUAGAAUUGCUAAAGAAAGAGGCUACCUUCGAAAGCGUUGCAAAACUCAAAAAACAAACACUCGAUACAGACACUCUACUAAAUAAUUAUAUAAAACAAGAAAUCGAAUCCAACAAUAACAAUCAAUCCAUUUCAUCCAAAUGUCAUACCAGUUCAAGUACUACUAAUAUCGAACUACUUGAAAGCCUGGGCGAUGAGCAUUUAACCUCGGUUACAAAGAAGAAGAAGAAGAAAAAUGUUAAAAAGGAAAAAACAUCCGAACAAUGCAAUGGCGCCACCACUGACGAUGAUCGCACUACCAAUACUAUAUCAGAAUACGAAGAAAGCGUUACUGUUAAAGAGGAAUAUAUAUCUGCGGGGGAGGAGCUAUCAGAAAGCACGAAAAAAAAGAAGAAGAAAAUGAAAUUACAGUAAUCGAAUCGCAAAUAAUUAUUUUGAAACGUAUACUAUUAUUAUUAAAGUGCAUAAUAAUCUGAAAAUUGUAUAGUAUUUUUUUGUUUAAAAUAAUAUCCGUUUUUUGGAAUACAUCGAUUAUACUCUAAUAUUUCAUGAUAUAUAUUGCAAAUGGCUCAAAAAUUAUAUUCAAAAUUCCAGGCUUCACAAAUUUAAUUAUGUAAUCAUAUUAUUUUUAAAUUGAUACAAAAAUCAUUAGUCAAUAUUUUUUUCUUCAAAUCAUGAAUAUUAUAAAUAUG